Messenger RNA from Quercus robur (English oak), 3499 nucleotides. RefSeq lists its product as uncharacterized. The record is from RefSeq and is a predicted model, not a curated record. The transcript is spliced from 9 exons. Lineage: Eukaryota; Viridiplantae; Streptophyta; Magnoliopsida; Fagales; Fagaceae. The coding region runs from base 420 to 3101 and encodes 893 amino acids.
UAGAGAUAGAGAUAAAAAUCCUAUCCGGCCAUCAUCCUCAUGGGUUUUAGAUCCCCUUUUUUUCUUUCCUUUCUUAUUACAAUUCUUUCUAAUUAAUCAUAUCUCUCUCUCUCUCUCUCUCUCUCUCUCUCUCCUUAUCUUUCUCUCUCUAUCUGUUUCAACAUUUUGAUGAUUUUUUUUACUACUAAUAUAAAUUCCAAAACACAUAAAAAACUGAAAAAACAAAAACAAAAAAGAAAGUACAUUCAGUUAUGAAAAUGCUUCUUCUUCUUGAUUCACCUCCCCCAACACACUUCCCACCAUUGCCAACGCCGUCGUUUCCCUUCCUUUUUCUGGCCUUCUAAAUUUCGUUCUUCUUCUUCUUGUAAUUGUGGUAAUACUGUUUAAAAUUAAACGCUUUUUUUUUUUUUUUUUAUAAAAUGAUGGGUGAUCUUAAAGUGUGUUCGGCGAGGCACAACGGCGUCGUUUUAUGUGGCGAAGAUCGACUCUACUCGUCGUCGACGCCGCCGCCGCCAUUGCCGGCGUCGAACCCUGAUCCUUGUUCCAUUGGGUCGGAGUCUUGGGCCAGUGCCGAGCGAACCGCUCAGGAGAUAGUGUGGAGAAUUCAGCCCACUUUGGCUACCGACCGUAAGAGGAAGGAGGUCAUUAAAUAUGUGCAACGUCUCAUUAAGAAACGUGUUGGAUGUGAGGUCUUCCCAUAUGGAUCAGUUCCACUAAAAACAUAUCUUCCUGAUGGAGAUAUUGAUUUGACUACCCUUAGUUGUCCAAGUGUUGAGGAUGCCUGGGUAUCUGAUGUUCAUGCUGUUCUGAGGGAAGAAGAACAUAAUGAAGCUGCUCGGUUUGAAGUGAAGGAUAUCCAUUGCAUUGAUGCUGAGGUUAAGCUUGUGAAAUGCAUUGUACAGAAUAUCGUGGUAGAUAUAUCGUUCAAUCAGUUAGGAGGACUUUGUACGCUUUGUUUUCUUGAACAGGUUGAUCGCCUUGUUGGUAAAGAUCAUCUCUUUAAGCGCAGCAUUAUUUUGAUAAAAGCUUGGUGCUAUUAUGAAAGUCGUAUUCUUGGUGCCCAUCAUGGUUUGCUUUCAACCUAUGCUUUGGAGACAUUGGUCCUUUAUAUUUUCCAUCAAUUUCAUUCUUCCCUAAAUGCACCUUUAGCAGUUCUUUACAGAUUUUUAGAUUACUUCAGCAGAUUUGAUUGGGAAAGUUAUUGUAUUAGUUUAAGUGGACCAGUUUGUAAAUCUUCUCUACCUGAUAUUGUAGCUGAGGUACAAGAAAAUGGGGGAGAUGAUCUAUUGCUAAGUGAAGAAUUUCUCAGAAACUGUGCCGAGAUGUUCUCAGUGUCCCCAAAGGGGUCUGAGACGAAUUCACGAGCAUUCACCCAGAAGCAUCUUAACAUUAUUGAUCCACUUAAAGAAAACAACAACCUUGGGCGUAGUGUCAAUAGAGGUAAUUUCUAUCGAAUACGUAGUGCUUUUAGAUAUGGGGCUCGCAAGCUUGGCUGGAUUCUGAUGUUACCAGGAGAAAGAAUAGCAAAUGAGCUCAACAAGUUCUUUUCAAAUACUUUGGAUAGGCAUCAAAGCAAUUGUUGGACUGACAUAGGUUCUGACUUUUCAUCCUUAAAAUUACACCCUGUACUAUGCUCUGAAGACAAGGCGUUUCUAAAAUCCGGUUUUGGUUUCCAUGAUGAUAAGAUAUCAGGCAUUGAAGUCACAUCUGGAAUUAUAAAUGGACCAGAAAGACACUUACAGGAAGUGGUUUCCUCUGAGCUGGUCCCAGAAUUGGACCACCCUGUGGAGCGAAAUGCUCUUUGUAAAUAUCGUUUUGCUGGGGAUGCUAAGCAGCUUGCAUCUUCUGGAACUGUGGAUAUAAGAAGUACAAAUGACUCACACAAUUGUUUGUCUCCAGAUAGCACCUUGGGUUCUUUGGUUUUAGGGAACAUUUAUCAUGCUAGUCAUUUUAAUAAUUCACAAUUGUCCAGAAAGAAUGAGAAGAUUGAAAAUCAGAAUCCUUGUCUGAACAUGCCUCAAAAUUCUGACGUCAACGAUGAGAAGAUUGAAAAUCGGAAUCCUUGUCAAAACAUGCCUUUGAAUUCUGUCACCAACGAUGAGAUGGGCUCUGCCUUAUGUCCUGAAGUCAAAGAGAAGUUAGGGGGUAGAAAUUCAGUUUGCUCAUGUAUUAAUCAUGAAGGUAUGUCAUCUACAUGUUCAGUCAUUUCCAGCUCUGUUGCUAAUAUCUCCUGUUGUAAUGGAGAGAGAUAUAUUGUUCGAGUUUCUGGAAGCUCAGAAGCUUUAAAAUGCCUUCUGGACCUUAGUGGGGAUUAUGAUAGUCACCUUAGGAAUCUGCAAUAUGGUCAGCUUUGCCAUGGGUAUGCUGUAUCUCCAUUGCCCCAUCCUCCAGUGUCGCCUCAGUUACAGAUUAUGAAUCCACGGGAAACCAUUUGUGACCCCUUACAGAUCAAGAAGAAUGUUCACUCUCAGAUGAGCAAAAAUGGUGUUGCUUUAGGAACACGAUUUUACGAUGUAAGUCAUCCCACUUCAUCCUGUGCUGCUUAUGGUUUAGAAGAAAAGAAAAAACCACGAGGAACAGGGACAUUUUUGCCAAAACUGCAGAAUUGCCGUUCAUAUAAAGUCAGGCCAGUUUCAGAAAAAGGAAGGAAUCAUGCAGUAGAGGCUCACGGUCAGUUGCAGAGACAUACUUAUAACAAUGGAUUGGCUCCAGCUCCACGAGAGGUGAACUCAUCUGAUGAAGGCUGCCAUGAGCUCUCGCAUGAUGAGUUCCCAGUUCUAGUCCGUGGGAAGUCUGGAUCAUCAGAUUCUCACCAACCUCCUCAUCUUUCCAAAUGGGGUUCUUUCCAUGCAAAUGGCUUCUCUCACCCAUCUGAGAAAUUUGAAUCUGUGUCUCUUUGCCCCCAGCCUUGGGGAGCACCCUUGCCGGAACGGAGCAGUCAGCCAGAGUUGGAAACUUCACAACCUUUGGUCUCUGCUUCAAGCUCUGUAGCACCUGUACUGCAGAGUCCUAAACCAUUACUGGGAAAUAAUGAAGAAAGGGUUGAAGUUCAGUUUUUUCAUUUGAAAGAUGAAGAUGAAUUCCCCCCACUCUCCCACUGACUGCGUUGGACGGAAAAACCAAAACAAAUAUAAUAUCAACUCUCUCUCAAUACAUUCAUGAAUGGAGAUGAAAGCACAGUCAACACAUAUAUGAAUGAAUAUGGUGGGACAGUCAAAUACAUAGAAUGAAGACAGUGAGAAUAACCAUAGAUACUAACAAUGUCACCUAAGGUUUAGGGAAGACAUUCCUCUUUUGCUUUCUUCCCCUCCCCUCUCCCCUCCUAUGUUGUGGUUGUUGUUGGUAUGGUGUACAAAAAUCUAGCAUCAGCUUCCUUCAUCCACGUUUUGUUGGCUUCUUUUUGAGUAUAUACCAGGUGAUGUUUGCCUGAAUUUUGAAAUUUAGUUUUUAAUGAUUGUAGUUAGUUGUCUUAAUAACUAGCACAGAGAAAAUUUUUAGA